Molecule: messenger RNA, 1269 nt
Organism: Lodderomyces elongisporus
Lineage: Eukaryota; Fungi; Ascomycota; Pichiomycetes; Serinales; Debaryomycetaceae
Product: putative acyltransferase
Exons: 1
Coding region: 1-1269 (422 amino acids)
Biological process (GO): phosphatidylinositol acyl-chain remodeling
Cellular component (GO): endoplasmic reticulum; endomembrane system
Molecular function (GO): acyltransferase activity
Source: RefSeq, a predicted model, not a curated record
AUGGGUUAUCGAAAUACGUUACCCGUCAUUAUUGUCCGAACCGCAAUACUUAUCCCCACAUUUAUCCUUGGCUGUCUUUGUAUAGUGUUUACACAAUGGGUCAGUUUAAUUCUUUUUAGAAACUCUCCAUCAACGACAAAUUCCAUUAUCGGCACAACAAAGACCCACUUCGUCAUCCUAUUGGGGCUUCUUACAUCGAUAGUUAACCCAUGCAAGAUUGCAGUCACAGUCGAUGUUGAUUCAGUACCACAUAGUCAACAAUUCAAAGUUGACUCGUCGUUAAACUUGCACACUUUUCUUGACCCCAACUCCGUCAUUAUUUCCAACCACCAAAUCUAUACUGACUGGUUAUUUCUUUGGUUCUUAACAUAUACGUCCAACUUGAGUAACGCAGUAUUCAUCAUCCUCAAGGACUUAUCCAAAAUCCCCGUUUUGGGCUAUGGAAUGACCAACUUCAACUUUCUUUUCCUUUCGCGCAAAUGGGCAAAGGACAAGAUUGUGUUGACGAAUCAGUUAUUGGAGAUAGAUGCCAAUGCCAGAGGAUUGGGUCCAGCAAAUGGAGUACAACUCGUGUCCAGUAAGAGCACCUCAGCAGACAUUGACAUCAAGAAAUGGCCAACAGGAAAAAACCCACGCAAGGAUCAAAAACUUUGGCCCUACGAGUUGAUUUUGUUCCCUGAAGGUACCGUUCCUUCCGAUAGAACAACAAAGAAAUCGGCAGAAUAUGUGCUAUCCAAAGGGUACCCACCAUUGAAACACGUGCUAUUACCUCGUGUGCGAGGCUUAUUUUUGGCACUCAAGAAAUUGCGAAACUCGGUUGAGGAAGUUUACGAUAUCACCACUGCUUAUUCAGAUUUGAAAGCUGAUGAAUAUGGAGAAAUCAAGUUUUCGUUAAAGAACUUUUACUUGAGGGGAUAUGGACCACCAGUAAUCAAUUAUUUUAUUCGUGCUUACAAGAUCAAAGACAUCCCCUUGGGAGAUGAGGAUGAGGACGACAUUGACGAAACCUCAGAUGAAAGCUUACAAAAGUUUGAAAAGUGGCUAUUGAAGAUAUGGUAUGAAAAGGACGAGUUGAUGAACAACUUUUAUGAAACAGGUGAAUGGAAUGCCAAUGCAUAUGACACACGAACAGUAAUUGGCGAUUUCAAAUUAAAGAACAAAUGGGAAAUUGUGAGACCAUACUUGCCAAUCUCGACUUUGGCAUUGUUUUUGUAUUUUACUUAUCGCUUUGUAAUUGUCCUUAUUAAAUCUAGACUGGGCAGUGCAUAG